AUGGGGGUACCAACAGCCGCGUUGUCGCAUCUCGUCGCCGUCUUGACCGAGGCGCGAGCCGCGUCAAGUGAGCUUCAGACAGCGCUCAACACGGACGACGAGGCGUCAAUUCCCGCUGCCGUCGAUCGCCUCAACGCGCUCACGGCCAAGCUCGGCUUGGUGAAGUGGACCAUCGACGACGACAAGCUCGCGGACCCGUCCAGCCUCUUUGAGCGCCUCCCGGUGCUCACCACGAUCCUCGACGAAGCGCUCAAGUCCUCCGAAAUGGAGCCCAACCUCUCGGACAAAGAGGUGAUUACGCACGCGAGUGGUGGCGCCGUGCUCUACGGUAUUCGCUUCGGCGUCUCGGGCAACGACUUGGUCCAGCUCGCAGCCAAGCCGUUCUUGCAGCCGCCAGCAGAGUGCACACUCAAUGGCCCGAUUGCCAACACGAUCACGGCCGACGAGCAGUUUGCAAGCGUGGAUGCUGCGGCGACCUUCCGCACCACGGUCAAGUCGUGCGGCAAGUCGUUUGGCCUUGACGUCAAAGGCUCGUACGGCUACUUCGCGGGAAGCGCAGGUCACCACUCUGGGUCCGCCAAAGAGAGUCGCAACGCGGCGACGACAGCGACAACGACAACCUCCGUCGCGCACGUCACGUACGCCGUCGUGCCAGUCAAGUCGUUCCGGCUCGACCGCUCAUCGAUGCGCCUUACGGACGACGCAAUCAACGACGCGAAGAACGUGACGUCGUCCGCGGCGGCGGCGUACUUUCUCGAGGACUACGGGUCGCACGUGUCGAGUGGCAGCUACCACUUUGGCGGCAUCUACUGGAAGACGACCGAGAUGUCCACGAAGGAGGCGACGGACGUUCGCGAGAUGACCGAGGCCUGCCGCAAGCACGCCUCGUCGCACCUCUCGGCCGAGUACGGUGCGCUCGGGUUUGGCGUCGGCAUUGACUGCGGACGGCUCCGGCGCCAAGAAAAAGCGCGCCAGUGCGACAUCGUGACGCGCCUCGAGCACACGGGGCCUGACGCGCCGAGUUUUACCAUCUUCCGCGACAAGCUGCUCGCGAGCAAUCGGACGUGGCGCGUCAUUGACCGCCCGGCGUCGUCGACGGCGCUCGUUGGCGUCUGGGAUCUCGUCGCCGAGUUGCCGCAUUGCAAGGAGGCGGCCGACCUCAUCCGCAAGACGUGGCUCACGUCUGCGCAAGCGUCGAUUGCAGUCCCGUCCGUGCGCAAGGCCAUGGAGCGUGCGCGCGUGAACGCGUGGCUGUGCGACCCGUCCGUCGGGUCCGAGAUGCUGCACAUGGAGGUGGCGGAUGCCACGGCGGCGUCGCACCUUGCGGAGCGGCACGCGCUGGCCAUUGUGACGGCGCUCCAACGCGGCAGCAACGACCAUGGCGAAACGAUGCUCGACUUUUGCCUCUUCCUCGCGCGCCUCGACAGCGAGUUCGACCUCGAGCUCACGGUGAAGCACUUUCGCCAGCCCGAGAUGCGGAGCGCGCUCACCGCCGCGGCCAACGUGGCGCCGCCUGCCACGCUGCAGCGCCUCAGCGAUGUCUUCCACCACGUGAUCGAGCCCAAGCUUGCGUACGCAACGCCGGUCGUAAACCUCGAUGCGGCGUUCGCCGAGUCGCUCAAGCGGUCGCGUGCCCUCACCGCUCCCGAGACGACGGGGGCCGUGUGGGAGCCACCGAGUGUCGACGUCGGGACGUUGCCCGAGGCCGUCGAAGAGCUCUGUCGCCCCUACUUGGGCGUGGUCGUGCCCGAUUUGCGCCAACUCCAAGAUCGCCUCGGCGCCUUCCUCGUCACGAACCUUGUGUCGGGUGCGACACCAAAGCACCACACGUACUGGCGCAUCGCGCAAGGAUAUGGCUGCUUCCCCGAAGGCUUCGCCAACGACCUCACGAAAGAGCACAUCGAGACGUUGGUGCGCGAGCUCCAAAGCGCGUUCGAUGUCGACAAAGUGGUGGACGAAAGCGGCGACGAAGACGCGCCGGAGCCGUCGCCGUUCGCGGCCAAGGCGUUGACACCAGAAGGACGAUCGCUCAGUCACCUCGUUCGCGUCACGCCGCGGUCGACGGCGGCAAGCGACCCGCGAGAGCGCAUUUGGCACAUGCUCAAGCACCGUUUGGGGCUCGAGAAGGAGCUGUUUGUUGACCACGGUGGCGCCGCCAAGCCCGCGGCCACACGCGCGGUGCGCGGUGCCAAGGCCAAGUCAUCGACGGCCGAGUCCGCGCGGCCAGUGAUGCUCGAUGCUUUGCUGGGUCUUACGAGCCCGCUGACGCCGACGGCGCGCGCUGAAGUCUUCCGGCUCAUGCUCGACCGCCGCCUUCUGGUGCCGUAUCUCGUGCCAUCGGACACCGGCCUUUUCCGGUCGGAAGCGACACCGCUUGGACUGAUCGAAACGUUCAUUGGCACUCAGCGCGCCUCGUUGAUGCGGGACACGUCGGUCACGCGCGUCGCCGUCGUCUCGGAGCGUCCGACCAAGAACAGCGUGACGAAAGACUGGAUCAAAGGCACCUUCCACGUCGACUCGAUGCACUGUCUGGACCGCAACCAUGGCAACCACGUGACGUCGGCGACCGUCGUCGAGCUCGGGUGGGGCUUUGUCAAGCGCAACGCCGAGUUCACGCCUGUCAUGGUGCUGCACGUUGUCGGCAACUACAAGCCGCUCCUGCCUUUCAUUACAGCGUUUGCGGAUGCGGCCAUUGUGGACGCGGGCACGGUCGACGACGACGACGUGGCGUUGACCUUGUCGCAUGGCUGCGUCGUGCAUUGGCGCAACGCCAACGAAGACGAAGACGACGAAGCGAUCGAGGGCAAGUCGGACGACGUCUUUACGAUCGCCAUGCGCUGUGCGAUCACGACGUCCCACAGCCGGCUCACCGACUACAUCUUGGACGAGGCGGCGCCGCCCCACGCGCGCGUUGCGGUCGCCGACGUGACUCUGCCGACGCUUCUACUUCCGAGCGACGUGGUCCCGCCAACGGCCACCAAUGCUCUUGCGCGCACCAACUUUGCCACGCUGCGCCGCGAGACGUUCCAGCUCCAGCUACUCUUCGCCCAGGAGGCCCAGCUCCAGAUCCAGUUGGAGCGUGAGAUGAACGUCCCUGACCGCCAAGUCCUCACGCAAAAGAUCCGGGCGCUCAAAGACCAGCAUGCGACCAAGGUGCGCGCUGUCAAGUCCAACCCGCUCCUCGCGUAUUUUUUGCGCGUGCUCGAGCAGCGCCAUGCAGCGGACCGCGAGAUGAUGCUCAUCGACCUCGAACGCCGGCUCGCCACGAGUUGCGAGGCGAUCAGUCAGGCGGCGCGGGACCAGUACCGUCUUGCGCGGGAUGCGUUCAACAAGAACGGAAGCGCUGAAAACCGCAAGGCGUAUGCAGCAGCGCUCGAGAAGUGGAGCAUGAUGGUGACGGGCCUCGAGCAUCUCUGGCGCGAGCUCUCGCACAUCUUUCGAUCCGACCCCAACAAGUACAAGCUGCUCCCGCGGCUCGCGGCGCAGCACCUUCGUGACGGCUUCCCGCUCGAGCUCAUGGACGGCGACGCGGCCAUGGUCAACAUCACGUGGAUCCGCGCCGUCUUCAACCAGCUCGGGGAUUGUCUCCCCAAGGGCACGCGCAUCUUUGUGCUUUCGAUCAUGGGCGUUCAGUCGGCCGGCAAGUCGACGCUGCUCAACUACAUGUUUGGCGUCCGCUUGCGCACGUCCGUCUCUCGCUGCACGCGUGGGCUCAACAUCCAGCUCCUUCAGGUUGACGGCUCGGCGGCGUACGACUACGUGCUGCUGCUGGACACGGAAGGGAUUCGGUCGCCCGAGUACAUUGGCAUGGACGGCAGCGCGUGGCGGGACAACCGCAUGGCGACGCUGGCCAUCUUGCCGUCCGACGCCACCAUCAUCUUGACCAAAGGCGAGUCGGCGGUCACGAUCAGCGAGAUCCUCCCGAUCGUGCUCUCGGUCUUUCUCGGGUCCGAGCUCGUGGAGCAGUACGGUAGCUACCUCACGGCCAACCUCUACUUUGCGUUCAACCAGAUCGACUUGACGCAGUCGAGCAACAUGGAGACGAUCGUCGAUACGCUCAUGAAGGACCUGCGCGAGAACGCGGCCAAGAUCACCGAGAUUAGCGCCAACGAAGUCGGCCUCGACAACACACCCUCGGUCGCGUCGUCCGUCGAGUACUUUCGCGACUUCCGCGCCGACAUUGCCGACAUGGACGGGUGCGACGUGCGCUUCUUCGGCACGACGCACGGCACAACCGCGCCGCCGCUCGACACACCCGAGGCCGCGUACGGAGACCGUCUGCUUGGGUUUUGGGACCACAUCAACGCCCGCGCCAUGGAGCGUGGCGCCAACUGGCGCGGCCGCACGAUCGAAGACUUCAACGAGGCGCUGCUGCGUGUAUGGACCUGCAUUGGCACGGCCAACUUCCAGCUCAACUUUUCCGCGGCCCACGAACAAGUGGCAUACGAGCACUUGAUGCGGCGCAUGACCGAGCACACGCGGGAACUCGCCAAGGUCUACUCGACGGCCUUCGACAACAUCCUCAAGCGCAUUAGCGCCGACGACGCCAACGGCGUGCCCUUUGCAUCCGGCAACGCCAAGUACGCGCUCUUGCUCGAGGGCCACGUCGUCGACGCCGUUGCAACGCUUGACGUCAAGGUGCACGCCGACCUCUCGCAGGAGAAGUUUGCGCAGUGGAAGGCUGCGCUCGAGCGCAAGUGGGUCGGCCUCAAGCACAACCAAGCCGAGCACUCGAAGCGGCUCGUCCAGGACAAGGUCGACCACGUCUUCCUCUUCGAGUCGCAAGUCAAGGUCUACAAGGGCGAGCUUCAAAAGCAGCUCACCCAGCACAUCGAGAAGGGCGAUACGGCGACCGCGAUGCGCGCGUUUGAUACCAUCUUUGACCGUAUGCUGGCUCGCAUCCGGGACGAGCACCCGCCGCUUCAAGUGCGCCCCCGUGUCGAGGACACCAUUUUCAAGAACGAUGUGUUCUCGCCCGACCAGCGCGUCGAGCUGCGGAAGGUUUUAUGGAGCAAGGUUCCGACGCCAACGGCCUCGUGGGGUGCGGCGGUGUUCGAUUGGUUCAACGGCAGCAAGCAAAUGAUGAGCCCCAAGGACGCGGUGAUCGAUGCGAUCAACGAUCUCUUGAACGCCGAGCUCGCCAACGUCCCGCGCUAUCUUGACGAUGUCGUGCUCAUGGUGAUGAUCAAGGCCAAGAAGCUCACAAAAGACAUGUCCCCGUCACUCGUGUCGACGGCCCUCGCGGCGCUGUACCACGGCCUGGUCAGCGCCUUGACCAAGAUCCAGAAGCGCUGGGACCUCAACAACAGCAUCGUCACCAAGUUUGCCGCGUGCAAGCCGAGCAUGAAGGCGUUUGCCGAGAACAUUUGCAAGGGCCACGUCGCGGCGGACCUCCUCAUCGCGACGCUCGACGGGUGGCUUGAGCACCACCUCCACCAAGCGUUCGAAGAGCAGCUCGUGAGCGAGGUCGCGGCGAGCCUCAAGAGCCAGCGCUGGGUCCAAGACGCGGAGGCCAUGCAAGCCUUCCUCGACAAGGACAUCUUGGAGCGCAUUCGAGCGGGCGCGACGCGUUCCGUCCUCGACGCGAUCCGAAAUCCAAAGGCGCAUGGGACCGAAGUCAUGACGAAGCUCAUUUUGGCCAAGGUGCAGCAGUGUCAUGCGCGCAUGGGCGAGGCGAUCGUCGCCAACGUCAAGGAAAGCAUCGUUGUCGCGGCGACUCUUGCGGGCAAGGCCGAGACGCGCCGUAGCGAGCGCUUCGUCCAUGAGAUCCGGCUUGCGCUCCAAGACCGGCUCAAGCUCAGCGGUACGAGUGUGCUUGUCGAGAACCUACCGAAGGGCGACAACGACUUGAUGAACUGCGACGAGCAAGGUCCUGGCAUCUUUACGAGCAGCGCCAAGCCCAGCGUCCUCAACGCCGUCCUCCAAAGCCUCGAGACGCACAGUGCCAAGUUCCGCGUCUCGACGGACGUGAGCACCUCGAUGGCGACGAAAGUGCUCGAGCUCAUUCGCGACGAGUCGUUCGGUGCAUCGAGCGGUGUCAUCCCGCGCUGCGGCAAGCCGUGCCCCCAUUGCCGCUGCCCGUGCACCAAGGCCUUGGGCCACGCGAGCGUCGACGACGACGACAAGCUCCACGACACGUACCAUCAACCGGCCGGCUUGGUGGGCGUGCCGUGGACCCGCACCGGUAUCCUCGUCUCGGAGAGCUGUACCACGAGCGUCGUCAAUGACAACAACGUCGUUUUCAGCGACGGCAAGUCCGUUCCCUUCAAGGAAUUCGACACAGCGUUCCCGGGCUGGGCCGUCCCAGCCGUGACGCAGCGCUUGCCGCUGCGCGAGUACGUUUUCGCCACGUACCAAGACGCCCUCGCGGAGCAAUACGGUCAUUCCAAGUGCCAAGACAUCCCGAGCUCAUACAACCACGACUUGGACGACCUCGGACGCACGAUCAACCGCCUCUGCAUGGGCAUGCUAUAG
Messenger RNA from Saprolegnia parasitica CBS 223.65, 6474 nucleotides. RefSeq lists its product as hypothetical. The record is from RefSeq and is a predicted model, not a curated record. NCBI's taxonomy places the organism in Eukaryota, Oomycota, Saprolegniomycetes, Saprolegniales, Saprolegniaceae. The transcript has 2 exons. Bases 1 to 6474 code for a protein of 2157 amino acids. Gene Ontology annotation, molecular function: GTP binding.